CCGAGUACCUUUCCAGUCUUCUUCUUCUACCCGGUUCCUGGUCUCUUCAGGGUGCAAGGGACAGAAGGGUUAUGAUCUGCAAUGGGAUCCAAAUAGACCCUGGAGCUGGAUUCUUGCGCUGCCAUCAGCAUGGCCGAACAGAAGGUGUCCACGAGCUCCCUGAAUGGAAAGAAGCGGCAGUCAGAUUUCACCUGGGAGGUGAGGGCCAAUGACCGAGCCUACCACAUGCAGUUCAAGAAGAGAGUCUCUUUCUGCCUGACAAAGAGGAAGUAUGCGGAUAAUGCCAUCAAGACGGGCAAAUACAAUGCUCUGACCUUCCUGCCACUCAACCUCUAUGAGCAGUUCCAUCGCAUGGCCAAUCUCUACUUCCUUUUUGUCAUCCUCUUACAGACCUUUCCUGAAAUCUCCACCCUGCCCUGGUUCACCCUUCUGCUGCCCUUGGGCUGCCUCCUUAUCAUCAGGGGCUUAAGGGACCUGAUUGAUGAUAUUGCCCGACACAAAAGUGACUGGAUAAUCAACUGCAGGCCCUGCGAAAUCUUGUCUGGGAAAAGCUUCAGCUGGAAAAAAUGGAGGGACAUCUGUGUUGGUGAUAUUGUCUGUCUGCGCAAGGACAGCUUUGUGCCGGCUGACCUGCUUUUGCUGUCCAGCUCGGAGCCAAGCAGCCUGUGCUAUGUGGAGACGGCAGAUAUUGAUGGAGAAACCAAUCUGAAGUUCAGACAAGCCCUUCUGGUCACACACGAGGAGCUGAUGAGUGUGGAGAGCAUGGCUGCCUUUGAUGGGAAAGUGACCUGUGAGGAGCCCAACAGCCGGAUGCACAGCUUCAUUGGCAUGCUGGAGUGGAAGGGUGAGAAGUACUCGCUGGACAGUGAGAAGAUCUUGCUGCGAGGCUGCAGGAUACGCAACACAGAGAUCUGCUAUGGGCUCGUCAUCUAUGCAGGAUUUGAUUCCAAAAUUAUGAGAAACUGUGGGAAGAUCCGGUUGAAGAAAACCAAGCUGGACUGUAUGAUGGACAAGCUGGUGAUCUUAGUCUUCCUGGUGCUGAUGAUUGCAUCGUUCUUCCUCGCUGUUGCCUGUGGAAUCUGGGCUGAGAAGUUCCGGCAGGAUCAUAGCUAUCUCUCGACUUUCUAUGCCAAGACAAGCCCUAUCAAGCAGGCCUUCUUCACCUUCUGGGGGUUCAUGAUCUUGCUGAGCAUCAUCAUACCUAUGUCCAUGUAUAUCACGCUUGAAUUCAUCUAUCUCGUGAAUAGCUUUUUUAUUGACUGGGAUGUGGAGAUGUAUUACCCUGCUAAAGAUACUCCAGCGAAAGCCAGGAGCACUAGCCUCAAUGACCAGCUCGGCCAGAUUGAAUACAUCUUCUCAGACAAAACAGGCACCUUGACGCAGAACAUUAUGACGUUCAAGAAAUGCUGCAUCAAUGGGAUCAUCUAUGGUCCAGGCACUGGCCGCAAACGAAGACUGUUGGAUGAAAGUUUGAGCUGGAACCCAUAUGCAGACAAGAAUCUGGAGUUUUACAACCCUUUGCUUCUGGAAGCUGUCCGGAGGGAUGAUGACCCUGUUGUGAGAGAGUUCCUGAGGCUGCUGGCCAUUUGCCACACGGUCAUGGUGGAGGAGAAAGACAGCCAGCUAGUUUAUCAGGCCGCUUCCCCGGAUGAAGAGGCCCUGGUGAUGGCUGCCCGGAACCUCGGGUAUGUCUUCCUCUCCCGGACACAAGACACCAUCACCGUUAGUGAGCUGGGGGUGAAGAGGACCUACCAAGUGCUGGCUAUGCUGGACUUCAAUAGCGUCCGCAAGAGGAUGUCAAUACUGGUGCGGGAUCCCAACGGGAAGAUCCGAUUGUACUCGAAGGGGGCAGACAUGGUGAUCCUGACAAGACUGCAUGAGAAUGGAGCCAAUGAGAAGAUCACUGAGAAGGCGCUUGAUAGCUUUGCGGAAGAGACUUUAAGGACGCUGUGUUUGGCCAGCAAGGAGGUGAAGGAGAAGGACUACACUGAAUGGAGCAAGAAGCACCGUAAGGCCAGUAUCAUGCUGGAGAACCGUGCUCAAGAGCUGGACAAGGUGUAUGAGGAGAUUGAGAAGGAUCUCAAGCUACUUGGAGCCACAGCCAUUGAAGAUAAAUUACAAGAUGGGGUCCCUGAGACCAUCCAGCUGCUAAAAAAAGGCAACAUUAAGGUGUGGGUGCUGACCGGAGAUAAGCAAGAGACGGCGAUGAACAUUGGCUUUGCAUGCCGGCUGCUCUCAGAUGACAUGCUGAUCCUGGAGGAGGAGGAGAUCAGUGAGAUGCUCAGUGCCUACUGGGUGAGCAACAACAACCUCAGCAGCAGUGGGGAACCCCUGUGUAGUGCCAGCUUUGUCCAGCAGCCACUGGAUACCUUUCGUCGUGGGAACACAGCCUUAAUCAUCACUGGGGAUUUUCUGGAUAAAAUCCUCCGCACAGGGGAGGUGGUGAAGAAGAAGAAGGAAAACUUCUGGAAGAGGAUGCUGUGCUGCAAAGUGGAGGUGCAACAGGAGCAGGAGAGCUUGUUGGAGAAAGCCUUCAUGAACCUGGCCACCAGCUGCCAGGCAGUGAUCUGCUGCAGGGUCACCCCCAAACAGAAAUCCCUCAUUGUGCAGCUGGUGAAGAAGCACAAGAAUGCCAUCACACUGGCCAUCGGGGAUGGAGCCAACGACGUCAACAUGAUCAAAACCGCUGACAUUGGGGUAGGCAUUAGUGGGCAGGAGGGGAUGCAAGCUGUCCAGUGCAGUGACUACGCCUUGGCGCAGUUCCGCUUCCUGCAGCGGCUCCUGCUCGUUCAUGGCCGCUGGUCCUACCUGCGCGUCUGCAAGUUCCUCCGCUACUUCUUCUACAAGACCUUCUCUGGCUUGAUGUCGCAGAUCUGGUUUGCUUUCUACAAUGGCUUUACGGCCCAGCCUUUGUAUGAGGGAUGGUUCCUUGCACUCUACAACGUGUUCUACACUGCCUACCCUGUGCUCUCCAUGGGACUGCUGGAACAGGAUGUGAGUGCUAAGAAGAGCCUACAGUUCCCUGAACUCUACAGAAUGGGCCAGAGGGAUGAGUUCUUCAACUACCGGGUCUUCUGCUUGACUCUUCUCCAUGGCACAGCCACCUCCCUGGGGAGCUUCUACAUCGCCCUGUGGGCCUUUGAGGACAAAGUUGGGAGCAAAGUUGUGGGUGAUUAUGAGUCCUUUGCUGUGACAGUGGCCACCUCUGCUUUACUGUCGGUCAUCAUUGAGGUCAUCCUGGACAUUAAGUUCUGGACAGUCCUGUCAUUCCUGACUGUUGCAGGCAGCCUGCUGCUCUUCUGUGUCUUUUCCUACCUAACGCAGAACUUCCAGGCCUUCAAGGAGGCCCCGUCCAUCUUCCGCUUUCCAGAUGCCAGCAAGAAUGCGCUGACCGAUCCAUAUGUCCUGCUUAUUAUCCUGCUCUCUGUGGUAGCGAACACCAUCCCCUCCCUCACCUUCCGCUUCGUUCGUGUGAUCAUGGGCAAGAGCACCAUUCAUCAGAUUCGCAUGAAGGAUAUGCGGCUGGAAAGGGACAUGGUAGAACUGCGCGCACACUUCCAGAGGGGCUCCAUGCAGCGGCGGUCCAGCUAUGCCUUCUCCCACAAGGAGGGCUACGCUGACCUCAUCACGCGGGGAGCCAGCCUGCGGGGGAGAGACUCCCUGGGCCUCAGUACCACACCUGUACCUGCCUUCAGAAGCAGUUCGUCUCCCAGACUGGAAGCACAUAAAACCAGAGUUGAAUUUCUGGCUUAAAGGAGUUUAGUUUUUACUCUGCUUUUAUAUUUGGGAGACCUUUUCCCAGCUGGGUCUGGAAUGCUUUUGACUUCAUGCAAGUCAGGUACUGAACUAACUGGAUGGCUCCUUUAAGAGUCAUGUUUUUAGCAUGUUUUUGGAUGCCAGAGAAGUGCUCAUUCACCUGCUUUUCCAUAGAGUGACAAUGACACCUGGGGAUGACCUGUGUGAGCAGCAGGUGGGAAGUGUCCAUGGAUAUUUCCUUGGAGGCCUUAUUUCUGCUUCCAAGAUGCGGUAAGGAGAUGGCACCAUUCACUCACUCCAAUGGCUGCUUUGUCAGUGAGGAAUAAAGGUUCUUGUGGGGAUCAGUUCCAUCUUUCAUAUACUGAACUCAGACUCCCUGACUUGAUGAAUGCGAACAAAAGCAAAUGGCGGGUGGCUUCUUUUGCUCCUGGAGCUCAGCUGCCUUACCCUGUCGGUCCUCACUGAAACACUCUCUGCACUGCAGUAAUGUUGCACCACUGCUCCCUGCUGAGUGGACUGAACACCUCACCUGUGUGUCACAGGCUCUGUAUUGCUAGCAAGGGCUCACUGAACUUAAGCUGUGGCUCCAGGUAUGAAUUCAAGCAGCAAGCAGAUGCAGCCACGUGAAUUGACCCAGGCUUGUUACAUUCCAUUCCAUCUUCUGAAUUAAUAAAAUAUCCCGAA
Molecule: messenger RNA, 4440 nt
Organism: Gavialis gangeticus (Gharial)
Lineage: Eukaryota; Metazoa; Chordata; Crocodylia; Gavialidae
Gene: ATP8B3
Product: ATPase phospholipid transporting 8B3
Exons: 28
Coding region: 130-3753 (1207 amino acids)
Biological process (GO): Golgi organization; phospholipid translocation
Cellular component (GO): plasma membrane
Molecular function (GO): magnesium ion binding; ATP hydrolysis activity; ATP binding
Source: RefSeq, a predicted model, not a curated record